CACACUCGGUAUGGUUACAGCACUCUAGAACGCAGCUUCCCAAGAAUCCAGUACAAUUUUGGAGACGUCGCAGAAUGAAGGCAGUCUUAGUUGUAUUUCAUCUCCUGAUAUUAUGCGUCCUCCACGAUUGCGUCACGGGCUCCUAUGGAACAUGCACGGACAUUGACGGCUGGCCAUACGAGCUACCACCAGCCAGCUAUGGCAGAGAUAGCGACGGCUGUGCAAGGACUACAAAAAAAUCACACCAUGGUUCACCAGUAAGGAUUCAAGGGCAACUUGUAGUCAAAGCCUAUCUUAAGCACUGCAGCUACACGUGUGCAAUGCCCUAUCUUCCAAAAUCACAGAAGUGGCAAAAACGGAAUGAACCCGAGGGGGCGGACUGCGUGAGAGGGCCUUACAAGAAGUCCCAUAAGGAACGUGGAAUGAGUUAUGGCUACGGACACUGUCAUGGCGAGGAGUGUUAUUAAUAUCCAUAUGGAUUUCUUCAUUGAACUACUGGGACGGGUUCCACACAGUUUUCUCACUUCUGACCACGGUUUCUGGUAUCACGUGUUGAAGCACUCUUCCAAGCAAAUACACAUGCUCAUUAUAAGCAUAUCUAUGUUAUUAGGCAUGUACAUUCUGCUCUCUUCCCAAGCCAGCGUGGGCUCGUUACGCAGGAUGGCUGCCUCGUCUUGCACAGCAUAAAACACAACCAUCCACCAGCCACUAUACUCCAUGCUGUAGUUUCAUUCUCCUUUGCUCGACCACGAUGACAUGGCAAUAUGCCUACACGUAUGGUUUAAGAAAUUUACGGCGACAAAUAUGUGUGAGGAUCAGUCGUGGCAAGUGAAUAGUAACACAAUGACUUGAUGCAUGCUGUAAACAAAGCACCCAGAAGCUGAAGGCUGGGCACAGAAUAAAUACAUUCCAGCCUACAUGUGACAAUAGGUCACAUGGGACUCUUCAAACUGGCUAUCUACUUCCAUGUGAAGACGGACGCAAAGAAGCCGACCCACGUGGGACGGAACUACAGCUUCUCGUACAGCAUGGUAGCUACGUGUAAUGUUAACACAUUUCCGCAUUGCGGCCUUCAUGCACAGUCAUUGGUCGGUUAUUUGUUGGAACGAAAUAAAUCGCUGCUGGUGCUGUUGA
Messenger RNA from Ornithodoros turicata, 1134 nucleotides. RefSeq lists its product as uncharacterized. The transcript is spliced from 5 exons. Bases 75 to 467 code for a protein of 130 amino acids. NCBI's taxonomy places the organism in Eukaryota, Metazoa, Arthropoda, Arachnida, Ixodida, Argasidae. The record is from RefSeq and is a predicted model, not a curated record.